This is a messenger RNA of Beta vulgaris subsp. vulgaris (sugar beet), 396 nucleotides long. RefSeq lists its product as uncharacterized. The transcript has a single exon. The coding region runs from base 1 to 396 and encodes 131 amino acids. The record is from RefSeq and is a predicted model, not a curated record. NCBI's taxonomy places the organism in Eukaryota, Viridiplantae, Streptophyta, Magnoliopsida, Caryophyllales, Amaranthaceae.
AUGCUUCUAAGAGCUGGGAGAUGCCUGCAGCAGUAUAUUGUGGACAUGUAUGUCAAAAUUGAAAACACGCGAUUGGAUUUCUCCCGCUACAAUCAGGAAACCAUCAGAGCAGAUCUAUACCAAGGCAUACUUGAUACACUGGAAAGCGGAGAAAACAGUGCAGCUAAUGUUGGCCAUAGAGUAAUAUUGCCACCUUCGUUCCUCGGAGGACCUAGAGACAUGAAAAAGAGAUAUUUAAAUGCAAUGUCUUUGGUGCAGCGCUAUGGAAAGCCUGAUUUGUUCAUCAUAAUGACAUGCAAUGUAAAUUGGCCAGAGAUCAAGAAGGAGUUGGCUGUUGGAGAAGAAGCUCAGAAUCGUCCCAAUUGGUUGCAAGGAUUUUUCGUGCCAAGCUACUAG